Messenger RNA from Salvia hispanica, 2350 nucleotides. Its product is annotated as transcription termination factor MTEF18, mitochondrial-like. The record is from RefSeq and is a predicted model, not a curated record. Gene Ontology annotation, molecular function: double-stranded DNA binding. Gene Ontology annotation, biological process: regulation of DNA-templated transcription. NCBI's taxonomy places the organism in Eukaryota, Viridiplantae, Streptophyta, Magnoliopsida, Lamiales, Lamiaceae.
AUCAAGGUGACAAACUCAGCUCCGAACUCCGUUACGCUGAAAAGGAACAGUCUUUUUCUCUCCCUUAAUUCUCUGCUUUGUUCCAAGUAAUUGGAAAUUCAAUCAUUCAUGAACAGAUUACAGAUUAUUAUAGCACCCCAAUUGCUCAAAUGGGUUUCUUUACUACGUGCAAAUAGCAAUUUUACACCAUCACAAUCCAAUUUUUAUGGUUAUGGGUCGCAUCGUCUUGCACAUAAAGUUAGGUUGUACGGAACAGAGAGCUCCAUUGAUUCGAAAAAAGGCGUGGGCUUUGGUGGGAGUGGGAAAAAAGGGCGUAUUGUGAGAGCACAAGCACAGUCUGCUUUGGUAGAAUACUUCCAUUUAACUAGGAGUUUUAGGAUCAUGGAUGCUGAGAAUAUGAGCAAGAAUGCCCCUGAGUUUUUCAAUAGGUUGAUGAAGAGAGUGGUUAUAGAUGAUGAUAGCAAGAUUAAGCAUUCUGUGACGCGAUUUUUGAGGUACCAUCCGGUUAAUGAGUUUGAGCCUUUCUUUGAGAGCAUAGGGUUGAAGCAUUCCGAAUACGUGGGGUAUCUUCCUAGGAAUUUGAUGUUUUUGUCUGAUGAUGAGUUGUUAUUGGAGAACUAUUAUGUUCUGUGUAACUAUGGAAUUGAGAGGAAUAGGAUUGGGAAGAUUUUCAAGGAAGCCAAUGAGGUGUUCCAGUAUGACUACGGCUCUCUGCAGACAAAGCUUCGAUCUAUUGAGAAUUUGGGAUUGAGACAAUCUCUUGUUGCCAAGAUUGUCGCCGCAAGUCCUCAUCUUUUGAGGGGAAAUGUUGAUGAAUUUGUUGAGUUUCUGGAAAUGUUAAAUAAGGUGGAGAUUGACCACGAGUGGCUUUUGGAGAAUAUACGCGAGGAGGAUUCUUACAAUUGGAAAUCCAUGUUUCAGCUCAUGUGCUUGUUGUGCAAGUUGGGCUGGAGUGAGAAGCAAGUCGGGGAACUAUUUAAGCAGCAUCCUGAUCUUCUGCUUGAGUGCUCUGGACGCAUUACCUUUGACCUCAUUGGGUUAUUGUUGAAAUUUGGAGCAUCGAAGAGUGAUUUACGCACUCUUUUUCUUCGGUUUCCUCAAAUUCCAGUUUUGAAGUUUACUAAGAAUUUACAUAAUUCCUACAUCUUCCUCUCUGGAAUUGACAUGGCUGCCCUAGAUAUUGGUAAAAUAGUCCGCUCGUAUCCUUCACUUUUGGGUUCCAUUGAACUAAAAAAAGUGAAGAGCAUAUUGAGCCUACUGUGCUGUGGCAAGAACAGGCUCUGUCAAAUGGUCAAUGAUGAUCCGUUCACAUUGAAGGCCUGGGUCCUGGGUAAGAGAGUUGAACCACUGGAGACUGAAAAGAGGGCUGUUAAAAUAAUGGCAUUGAAAACUGAGUUUUUGAUAAGCCUAGGCUUCGAAGAGAAAUCAAAGGAUAUGGAAAAGGCUGUUAAAACGCUUCGGGGCAGAGGAGUGGAACUUCAAGAGAGGUUCGAUUGUUUAGUGAAUAAUGGCCUGAACCGCGAGCAGGCAAUAAAGAUGGUCAGAAUAUCUCCUCAAAUUCUCAACCAGACUCGUGAUGUUAUUGAAAUGAAGAUUCAGCUUUUUUUUGAUGAGUUGGGCUAUCAAGCAUCUGAUUUACUCACUCAUCCAAAAAUUCUCUCUUACACAAUUGAGAGGGUGAAGUUUAGGCUUUUAAUGUACAGAUGGCUUAAAGAUCAAGGAGCAGUGCGUCCCGGUUUGUCCUUGAGCACGCUCUUGGCUACAUCAGAUGAAGAAUUUAUCAAAACUUAUGUAGCUCUUCAUGCUAGAGGGCUUGAAUAUUGGAAAAGUCUGAAUAAAAGGCAUAUCAAGAAAUAAUUUAGUCUCAACUAGCUCUUCUGACGUUGAUGUCCGUAUUUCUAUUAUUGUUGGUAAAAGUGAUCUUGCUCGCAUUGCCUUUGUUAUUCAAGCUGUUAAUGCUAUUUUAUUGCGGCGUUUUAUCUAGAUUUCUAGUCUCCUUUACCACUGUUGGGAGGAAUCGCUUUCACAACAGAUAGAACAGCACCAGCUUCUGUUAGUGUAAACGAAAUAUGCUUCUUCAAUAUACUUACAUGGGCGCCUCACGGUCUUCUGUUAAUGUUGUGUGAUACAGGCAUUCACUUAUUUUACGAAAGAGACUGUUGUUAUGCCUGUAAAGCCUAUGAAACGAGGACAUAUAGAGGAAAGGUGUUUGUAUCUUCUUGAAUUCAUGGCUUCACUGUGUAUUUUCACCAUAUGUGGUUCUUAUUCUUGUAGUGGUUCUCAGAUGUAAACUAGUUAGGCAAAUGAUGAUGAUCUAUUGAAAUGAAGAUUGCUAAAACUUGAAGAUCCA